UAGAAAUAUAUAAUGGUAUAUCAUUGUUAUUAUUCAUUCUUAGAAUAGCAAACUCAGUGGAAAGAUUAAAAAGACACCUGUUGUAUAGGAAAUAUAAAGUAAUAAUAUCAUUUUUAAUCUAGGUAAACCAAGAACAGAAGAAUAGAUAUAAUCAGUUGUAAAAAAUGUUAGAAAUGGAGAUGUCUCUCAUCCAGAAGUUGUCUUAAUUGGGGAAGCUGAAUUAUAAAGAAUGAAAGUAUUAGUUGUAUUUUCUAUAUUUCCAGAAUAAUGCUAUCAUAACGACCAAAGAAGAAUAAUUAUACUAGAAAAAAUUACUUGAGGAAUAAAAAGAGAAGUAAAUGGCUGCUGCAAAAGCUAAAAAGCAAAAAAUGUUACAAAUGGAGGAAGAAAAGAAAAAAUAAGUACCUCUUUCAACAUAGUAAGAAGAAGAUAAGGUAGUUAAAGAUUCACUUAUUGCAAGGGUAAAUUAUGAUUUUUAUUAUUUGUUAGGCAGCAGAAAUUAUGAAUGAAUAGAUGGAUGAUGUAAAGGAAAUGAACAAAAUGGUUAUGUAUGCAAAAUGUGUAACUGUUCGAGAUAAACAAUUAUAAGAGAAGAAAGAAUUACAUGAAUAAUAUAAAGUAUAAGAGAAACGUAAGGAUUUAAUGAUGGAAAUUGAAAGACUUAAAUCUAUCAAAUAUCAUGAAGAAAAAGAUAAAUAAAGAAAAAUUGAGUAAAUACAUGGUCAUGAUAUUAUUAUUGAAUAAAUCAAAGAAAGAGAACUCAUUCGUUUAAAAGAUAAAGAAGAAUAAGAAAGAGAAGGAUAAAUUAUGCUUAAAUAAAUUAAAUAGCUGUAAUAAGAAGAAUAAUAGAAGGCUAUGUAGAAGAAGAUUACUUAAUAAAAGGUUUAAGAAGAAAUCUUAGAAGCAAAUGAUAGAGCUAUUUUGGUUAAAGAGAAGAGAAAAUUAGAAGAAAGAGAAGAAGAAGAAAUGAUUGUCAAAUAUAAUUUAUAAAAAGCAUAGAAGGAAGCAGAAUUAUUAGAAGAAUAAAGAAGAAUCAAAGAAGAAAAAGAAAGAGAAGUAUAAAGAUUAAGAGAAAUGCAAGAAAAAGCUUAAGAUAGAUAAGCAGAAUUAGAUGCAUUAAGAGCAAAAAGAGCUAUGGAAUAAAAUGAAAGAUAAGCAAGAGAAAAAGAAAGAAAAGAAGCAGAAUGGAAAAUGAAAUUAAAUCAUGAAGUUUAAGAAGCUAGAAAAUUGUAAUAAUGUGAAAAAUAAGAAAGAUUAGAAGAAUAAGUAUAUUAAAUAAUUUAUAUAAUUUAUUAGGCUAGAUUAGAAAGAGAUGAAUUUUAAAGAGUAAUAUAGAAAUAAAAAUAAGAGAGAGAAAAUGAAUUGAAAUUACAUCAUGAAAAAGAAGCAUUAAUUAAAAAACAUGCUGAUGAACUAAGAAAAUAAAUAUCUCUUAAUGAGGAAAAGAGAAAAUAAGAAGAAAGAGAUAAGUAUUAUAUUUCAUCUUAAUAUUUUUAGAUUAGAAGAAGGUAAGAAAAUAAGAGAUAAAAUGUUAAAUGAAAAGAAAUUAUUAGAAAAUAUCAAAGAAACUAAACUUAAGACAUUAAAUGAUAACUCAAUCCCAGAUAAAUAUAAAGCAGAAUUAGCUCGGAAAAAAAUUAAUAUAUUAAUUUGAACAA
Paramecium primaurelia is the source of this 1658-nucleotide messenger RNA. The record is from the annotation of a GenBank genome assembly. Lineage: Eukaryota; Ciliophora; Oligohymenophorea; Peniculida; Parameciidae.